Messenger RNA from Protomyces lactucae-debilis, 623 nucleotides. RefSeq names its product ras-2. The transcript has 4 exons. Gene Ontology annotation, molecular function: GTPase activity; GTP binding; GDP binding. The coding region runs from base 54 to 623 and encodes 189 amino acids. Lineage: Eukaryota; Fungi; Ascomycota; Taphrinomycetes; Taphrinales; Protomycetaceae. The record is from RefSeq and is a predicted model, not a curated record. Gene Ontology annotation, biological process: small GTPase-mediated signal transduction. Gene Ontology annotation, cellular component: plasma membrane.
CUAGGCCUAGUUUGUGUUGCAAGCUCUUCGAUCGCUAGUCUAGUCGCUCAAUCAUGGUCAACCCAGCGCCAAUGAAAUCACGCCGAGUGGCCGUCCUCGGGAGCAGAUCAGUUGGUAAAUCAUCCUUGACUGUCCAGUUUGUUGAGAACCACUUUGUCGAGUCGUACUAUCCGACGAUCGAAAACACCUUCUCCAAGAUCAUCAAGUACAAAGGCGCCGAGUUUGCGACUGAGAUUAUUGAUACGGCAGGACAGGAUGAAUACAGUAUCCUCAACUCGAAGCACUCUGUGGGCAUUCACGGUUAUGUCUUGGUGUACUCGGUCGCGAGCAAGAGCUCGUUUGAGAUGGUCAAGAUCAUUCGCGACAAAAUCCUUGACCAUACUGGCACAGACUGGGUUCCCAUUGUCGUCGUUGGCAACAAGAGCGACCUCCACAUACAGCGUCAGGUCAGCGUGGAGGACGGCAAGGCGCUUGCGGCCGAAUGGAAGUGUUCCUGGACUGAAGCAUCAGCGCGCCACAACGAGAACGUCGCAAGAGCAUUUGAGCUCAUCAUUGCAGAAGUCGAGAAGCAGGAGAACCCGACGCCGCCCGGUGGACAGGGCAAGAGCUGCAUCGUCUCCUAG